Messenger RNA from Oreochromis niloticus (Nile tilapia), 1923 nucleotides. RefSeq lists its product as uncharacterized. The record is from RefSeq and is a predicted model, not a curated record. The coding region runs from base 440 to 1192 and encodes 250 amino acids. The transcript has 3 exons. NCBI's taxonomy places the organism in Eukaryota, Metazoa, Chordata, Actinopteri, Cichliformes, Cichlidae.
UUUUUGUUAGAAAAUAAUCAAAUUGUUAAAUGCUUAAAGUACACAAAAUGUCAGAAAUCUGCACUGUCAUGAACAAAAAUUUAAACCUAAUUUUUCGUGAUUUGUUGGAUUAACCCUCUGAGGUCUGAAUCCCAGGCUGUGCACAUCAACAUCACAGAUUUGUACAAAUAAAGUUUAUAACAAAGACAUGUUAAAUAUUAAGCACUGAAAACAGCUUGGUUGUUGUUGUUUGGAACGUCAUUUAAUGCAUGUUGUUUGGUUGCCAUAGUGAUGCCUUGAUGCUAAAAUGACAUCACAGCAUUUAAACAUGUUUUGGAUGAAAACAUCAGCAUAUGAAAACAGAACUGAAGAGACACUGCAACCAAAGCAGACGACUAGUGAAAUUUCUACGUUUCCCUGAGGAUUAACUGCUCUGCAAUUUACCAAGAACUAAAUCAAAAUGAAUGGAAGAGGAGAUGAAUCACAAAAUAACCGUAAUGGCCGACAGGUUAACCCAGAAAAUCUUCCAAGUGGAGAUCAGGAACCAGCUUAUGAAGCAGCUUAUGAACCAGCUUAUGAAGCAGCUUAUGAACCUGUUGGUGGAUUCUGGGGUUUACUGAACAGUCUUCAUCGUGCUCUCUAUAAUAUCUAUUUUUCGAGGCUGAAUGAGCUGUUAGAUGAAUUAGAGGAACGAUAUGAUGUCUUUGACAUUGACAAUCUCAAUGACGGCAAUGUUAACAAUGUAAACAUUAACAAUAUUAAUGUGAGAGACAAUAAUGCCAAUGUUGACAACAAUGAACUGCAUGAUGAUCAUAAUGCUGUUGUUGUCGACAUUGAAAAUGAUGAUUCUGAUGAGGCAUUUGAAGACUGUGAGGAUGUUCACCAGUACAUCCCUGAAGAGGAUCCUCAGCCAGGUCUAUCCAGGAGGAGGCCUAGAGAGAUGGAUGAAGAAGAUGUGGAACCAAACAAAAGAUUCAGAUGGAGCGAGGAGUUUUCUGAUGAUGACUCUGACUUCAUCUCUGCCUGCGACACUGAUAGCGAGAGCAGUAGUGAUGAACUUUUUGAAGACGCACUUGAAGAGUUUGACAACCAUGAAACUGGAGGCUCGAGGAAGCGGUCCCGAGAGGAUUUUGAGGAAGAAGAGGAAAACUCGCGUGUUUGCAAACUUCGGAGAUGUUCAGAUGAGUCCACCAGCACCAGUGAUGACAACUAACACUAUUCCGACGGCGUUUUCAGUAUCCUUUUAGCAGGCUGAUGGCCUACUCAUGUGACCCUUAAUCUUCCUUGCAGGCUGCAAUAAGCUGGGCAUACACUGUGCAAUUUCUUCAGUCGCGUUAUUCAGCUCCUGCUCAAACUGUCCGAUUGACUCGCAGGGGCUAGAAGUUCGUAGGUCACGAUGCAGGGUCUCACACUAUACGGCCCGAUGCUCUGUGGGACCUGAGUGCUCACACUGUGCGUCCAUAGCAUGAAGGUUAAAACACAAAAUCUUACACUAUUUUCACGGUUGUUGCAGUCGCGAUAAUUUUGUGAGGUCACGUCGAAAAGGCUCUGAUGACCUUGCCAAAGUUCUACAAGUCGUGCCUCCAUCGCUUGUGUCCGGAUCACACGCCGCACUGCCGUGCUGUUCCGUCUUUUCGCUUUUAUUUCUGUGUUUGCGCGUGCGCAGUGUGAGACGCUGCGUUGACACCCUCACGAUGGCCGACAGGAUUUCAAAAAGGUUUUAUUUCCUUACGACCAAACGAUUGAUGAUUGGGAGCUGGUCGUGAGGUGUUAAUCGCUUCUCGUUACCCCAUUUAUACGAUGCACGACACGUGAUUAAGGCCAAACUCGGGCCGAUCCCCAAAACGGUCGCACGACUGAAAAAUCGGCUCAAAAUGGGCCAAAAAUCGCACAGUAUAUGCCCAGCAUUAGGCUGCCGGGGGAUUCCCAUCAUGCACUGGAUGU